Molecule: messenger RNA, 1275 nt
Organism: Pocillopora verrucosa
Lineage: Eukaryota; Metazoa; Cnidaria; Anthozoa; Scleractinia; Pocilloporidae
Source: RefSeq, a predicted model, not a curated record
GAGAGUUCAUUGUCAUGGUCUCAUGCUUUGAAGAUCAGGGACUAUUUUUGGCAGAGGUCAGAAACUGAAUGCAAAGAAAGUUUUGAAGAGGAAGCCCGCAAGAAAGAUAGAGAACAGAAAAGACAGAAUGAAUGCGCCUCCAUAAUUCAACGGGCUUGGCGUCGACUAAUAUCAAAAAGACUUGAAUUUCAGAACAAGGCUGUCAAAUUAAUACAGAGAGCUUGGAGAAAGCAUCGAAGAACGAGGAGGAACAAGGCUGUCAAAUUAAUACAGAAAGCUUGGAGAAAGCAUCGAAGAACGAGGAGGAAUGAAUGUGCGUCCAUAAUUCAACGGGCUUGGCGUCGACUAAAAUUAAAAAGACUUGAAUUUCAGAACAAGGCUGUCAAAUUAAUACAGAAAGCUUGGAGAAAGCAUCGAAGAACGAGGAGGAAUGAAUGUGCGUCCAUAAUUCAACGGGCUUGGCGUCGACUAAAAUUAAAAAGACUUGAAUUUCAGGUAGCGCAAUUUUAUUGCCGAAAAACCCAUGGAUAUUACGCAGUAAAAACCUUUAAGGAGAAUGAAGCAAACAAAUCGAUGGUGUUGAAAGAAACAUUCAUCCUCCUCCACUUGGCCGGGAGUUCCAGGGUUACCCAGUUAUGCCGGGCGUUUACCAUCAAACUCACAAAAACAGCCUUAGCGCUUGAGUAUUUGCCCGGUGGGGACUUUGCUGGAGUUCUGCGAGCCCAGGGAGGAAAACUGAGUGAGGAACGCGCCAGGUUUUACGCCGUCGAUAUCGGCCUGGGAUUGAAAUAUUUGAAUUCGAAAAGAGUCAUCCACAGAGAUCUAAAACCGGAAAAUAUUCUGGUAACCUCAAAUGGCCACCUGAAGCUGUCAGACUUCGGUCUGAGCGAAUUUGUCGGCUUUGCAGUCACUGGAGUAUGUGGAACUUAUCCAUAUAUGGCGCCUGAGAUGAUCAUGGGAGAGUCUUAUACUUACUCUGUGGACUGGUGGUCCUUUGGCGUGACUUUAUUCCUGAUGCUGACCGGCAAGCUACCAUUUUAUGGUAAAGACAAGAGACAACUUUUCGAAAACAUCGUAUACACAACGCCUGAUAUCCCCAAUUGGCUUGGGAGAGAGACCAGAGAUUGCCUUUUCAAGCUUCUCCAAAAAUGCCCGGAUGUGAGGCUUGGCGUUGACAAUUUCCAAUACCAUCCGUUCUUCAGCUGCCUUCAGUCUUCAGAACCUUUGGCACUUGCAUGUGGUUCAUCCGCGGUAAAUACGACAGCAGAGAAUGAG